GUUCCUGGUCGUGACACAGAGCACUGUGAGUUCCUCUACCUCCUUCGUUUCGCUAUUUUACAAGUACUGCCUGGCUGUGAAAAACUAUCUAUCACCUGUCAUCAAAGACGCGAUGGCGACAUUAGACGAUGCGAUAUUUGUUCAAGAGCGCCUUGGCUAUAAGUUCCAGGACCUGGAUCUCCUGCGUUUAGCAUUGAACGCAGCAGGGAAAGGAGGGGCCGAGGGUGAGGAAGACAGACCAGGAAAUAGCCGGCUAGCACACGUUGGAAAUUUUCUGAUGCAGUUUCUGCUGGCCUGGGUUGGCUUCUCUAAUGACUGGAGUCGAGCCGGCACAACUUCACUGAGAACGCGUCUCGGUAGCAACAGCCACUGUGCUGAGGUUGCGCAGAAAGUUGGACUGGACCGCUGCCUUAAAUACGAUAUGCGAUCAGGGUCAAAGUCGCCGGGGGUCCUCCGGAAAGCCCUGAACGCAAUCAUUGCGGCAGUGUUUUCUGACUCGGGCGAUUUGAAAGCAGUCCUGGGGGUCGUCUUAAAGCUCGGGCUGUUUGCGCAUGACGAGUGUGGCGUGGACCCCAAACUUUUAUCAAAUGAUCAUGCUGGUUCCAUAGGGAGCUUUGGUAACAUCUCUGCACCCACAGCCUUCAAUAAGGAUCUUGGCGUUGAUAUAUUCGAAAAAGGACCCGGCCCGAUGCCGGCCGAACCGAACUCCGAUGUAGUAGACGUCAACUUCCAUCAAGCGCCAGGCAUGUCCAUGAGCAUGCCACCGUGUCCAACGAAUGUGUUUGAUUUUUUGCUUGACGAUCCUUCACUAUCGCUGGGAGAAGAGAUCAUCAAUGGGCCCAAUGGCCUUUCCCUCGUAGCAGGCUCACAACCGGACUUGAUGGACCGAGAUAAUUCGAUCAUUUCCAGAACAGCUGGCCGAAAGAAGGCACGAAUAUCCGCUGACAGUUCUCCGUACCAGGCCAUGCCAUGGCUGGGUAGGUAUAUGGCAGAGGAGAGACAAAGGUGCAUCUUGCACAAUGUUCCACCACCGGAGCAGACCUUCUUUCCAGAAUAUAUUGAGAAGGAGCUGCGAGGUCUAGGGGCAAAACAUGCUAAAACCGCUACACUAGUUCAUAUCAUGAUAGCUAGCCCUUAUGCGAUUGCUAGUUUGCGCGAACUAGUCAUCUCCCAUCAGUCAAAAGGCUCGUCUCGCUUUUGGCAGGUUGAGCCCACUGUCUCGCCUCAAGUGCGAUUUGAAAUCAUCAGCAGCCUAGAUUGCAAUAUCACUGCGUACGGGAUUCUUCGUCGGUAUCAUAUUCUCCGUCUCUUUGAAGAUAGUGUGCCUUCCAAUAGCCGAGUAUUGACGAACUUCAUCAACUCGAGUUCAAACCAUCUGCAGGCGACAAAGAGACCUGGAAACCCUGGCAACAAUGCCAAAGCAGACGUCACCAGCGCCAUGAUGAAAGAGAUAUAUCACGGCCUGGAUCCGUCAUCCCCGGAAUAUAAGACCCGUCAUAGAGAAGUUUCCAGACUACAGAUUCUUGGACGACGAUUCCACGCCCUGGCAGCUAGGUUCCACCAGGGAAUCCUUGGCCUUAUACCGCCACCGGGUGGACUUACUAGGACAAAUGACUUUGAUAUAUCAGACUGCAUGAUACGCGAUCUGUCUGAUACAGCCUUUAACAACCUCCUAGAUAUCCUUGACAGGACACAAGGACCUUCCCUUAGGAGAUCCAGUGAUGUGACGAUGCGCCUAAUUGGGCCCCUGAUUUCUGGCACGCCGCGACCCCCUGGGCGGUUUCGCAUCGAAGCGUAUACAGCAGACGACAUAAUACGGCUUCCGAAAGGAUCCGAAGAGCUGCUUGAUAUAUUAAGUGAAGUUGCUACUUAGCCUACUUUCGAUAUUCUCGAGGUCUUCGAAUAUGGCACUAGAUUCUCCAAAAUUAUGUACGAAGGAUUGGACUUUUCAUUCUGGUAUACUCCGAAAAUGAAUUCUGUUCUGCUGCUCCUUCUUUGGUACGACGAGUAGGUUCGCAAGGCGCGGGUUUAUAUUCCUUGGCCUUGAGGCCUUCGCUCCUUCAUGUAUGUAUAUCAAGUCAAGAACUGUCCCCAGGCACCUCAAAAAGUUCCGUGUACUUCGAUAUGAAAAGGGGUGUAAUAUCUCAACGUCGUGGUAUCGGUUUAGAUCACUUGCCCCGUUGAGUAGCAGUAUCAAAUGGUCCACAACUACAUUACCAACUAGAAC
This is a messenger RNA of Aspergillus versicolor CBS 583.65, 2227 nucleotides long. RefSeq lists its product as uncharacterized. The transcript has 5 exons. The coding region runs from base 113 to 1873 and encodes 586 amino acids. Gene Ontology annotation, molecular function: ribonuclease III activity. NCBI's taxonomy places the organism in Eukaryota, Fungi, Ascomycota, Eurotiomycetes, Eurotiales, Aspergillaceae. Gene Ontology annotation, biological process: RNA processing. The record is from RefSeq and is a predicted model, not a curated record.